AUGGGAAUAACCGAUGUACGCCUUACAAGUGAUUCACAACUGGUUAUACGACAGAUAGGUCUAGAGUAUAAUGUCUACUACGAGAGUCUUUCAGCAUACAUGGCCUUGGUCCAGACUCUGGCAUCCCGAAUACCAAAUAUUAAAUUACGGCAUUUAUGCAGAAAAGAAAUUAGGCAUGCCGAUGCUUUAGCUUAUAUAUCAUCUAUGUUGAAAGAUGAAAGCAUUCAGGAAAUCAAGAUAAUAAGAGUGUACAAGCCCUUGGUCUACCCUCAGGAAUCCUUCGCUACAAAUCGUGAAGACGACGUGGAGGAGGAUAUCGCUAACGAUGAUAUAGGGGAAGAAAUCGCUGAUGACUUUCACGAAGAUGAUAUCAUGACAAUAGCUAACGAGGACGAAGACUUCAAAAACGAAGAAGAUUGGAGAACCGAAGUUCAUCUCUUCCUUAAAGAAGGAACGCUACCUACAGACCUGAAGCAGGAUAGAAAAGUGCAGUCAAAGGAGGGAAGGUACGACCUCAGGGACGGAAUUUUAUACAAGAAGUGUUUUUUCGGACCAUUGUUACGCUGCCUAUCAAGAGAAGAAGGACACCGGGUUUUGAAGGAUAUACACUAUGGGGAUGCAGGUAACCACAGUGGGAUGAGAUCCUUAGCAGACAAGGCAAAAAUGCAGGGAUAUUACUGGCCAACGAUGAUACCUGAUGCUGCGAGAAUUUCGAGGAGAUGUUAG
Messenger RNA from Papaver somniferum (opium poppy), 726 nucleotides. RefSeq lists its product as uncharacterized. NCBI's taxonomy places the organism in Eukaryota, Viridiplantae, Streptophyta, Magnoliopsida, Ranunculales, Papaveraceae. The coding region runs from base 1 to 726 and encodes 241 amino acids. The record is from RefSeq and is a predicted model, not a curated record. The transcript has a single exon. Gene Ontology annotation, molecular function: nucleic acid binding.